CAAACCAUUCCAAUCCCAUCAAUCUCUUCACCUCUAAUAUGUGUUUGUUUUGUACUCUUUCUUUCAUUCAUCUCUCAAAACCUCAUACCUUAUUUAUCAUCUCCCCCUUUACUAGCCUUUUCUUCCCCCUUUUUUCCCCAUCUUUUGUAGCUAGGUCUUUUCAACUCUCUUCCUAGCUACUAGUAUUUCAUAACAUGAUGAACAUUACACAUAUUUCUUGAUUUUGACUUAUCCUUUUACUUCAGAGCUCGUCCUUGAUCCGCCUCUUAAUUCUUCGAUCCGUAUUUUCUGAGUUAAAAAGAAAAAAAAACUUAUAAGAAAUGUCACUUGACAUGACAUAUUCAUCUUCCUCAGAACGUGUUUGCUAUGUUCAUUGCAACUUCUGCAGCACAAUUCUUGCGGUUAGCAUUCCAUGCAACAGUAUGAUGACAAUAGUGACAGUAAGGUGUGGACACUGCGCAAAUUUGCUUUCUGUUAAUAUUGCACCUUCCCUUCAGUCUCUCCCCAUUCAAGAUUUACAGCAGAGACAAAAUGAGUCAAGUAUUGAAGAUGGGAUGAGUAGAGGUUAUGGGUCAUCAUCCUCUUCUACAAAUUCAUUUCACAGAUUUUCUCCCAUUCCUACUGAUCAUGAUCAACCUAGAUCCCCUCCUAUUCGCCCACCGGAGAAAAGACAACGUGUACCUUCUGCCUACAAUAGAUUUAUCAAGGAGGAGAUCCAAAGGAUAAAGGCAAGCAAUCCUGAUAUUAGCCACAGAGAAGCUUUUAGCACUGCUGCCAAAAAUUGGGCACAUUUCCCUCAUAUCCACUUUGGACUCAAGCUGGAUGGCAACAAACAAACCAAUAAAUUGGAUCAUGCUGUUGCAGGAGAGGGUCCUCAGAAAACCAUUGGUCUAUAUUAAUUAAAUAAUAAAUAAUAUGAUCUAGCUAUAUUAUGAUCACAAAUAUAAUAUAUAUAUAUUAUAUGAUUAUAUAGGUGAGAUAUAUUAUAUAUAUUAUAUUAAUCUCUCCAAACUAAUAAACUGUUUUUAGCUCUUUCAGCAUCAUCCCUUUUAGGGCCUUGGAUUCCUUGUUUUUUUAUUCGUAUUAUAAGUUGUAACUAUUAACUAUGUUUACUCCAAUAAUAUACGCUUGUUGAUUAUUA
Messenger RNA from Solanum tuberosum (potato), 1141 nucleotides. RefSeq names its product putative axial regulator YABBY 2. NCBI's taxonomy places the organism in Eukaryota, Viridiplantae, Streptophyta, Magnoliopsida, Solanales, Solanaceae. Gene Ontology annotation, biological process: multicellular organism development; cell fate commitment; abaxial cell fate specification. Bases 321 to 899 code for a protein of 192 amino acids. The record is from RefSeq and is a predicted model, not a curated record. Gene Ontology annotation, cellular component: nucleus. The transcript has 6 exons.